CGCUGAUAAGCCUCCUACUACGACGUAGCUUGCAAGCUAUGAGUGCAUCUGCUGCAAAGAUAAUUACGAAAAAACAGACAUUUUUGAAGGGAAAAAAGCCAGAGCAAGGUCCACCCCAUAAACGGCGCAAGCUCGACCGAUCACAGCUGAGCUCUGGAUCUCCAGUCCAUUCACAAAACACGUCUACUUCCGCGUUUCCAAGAGGAAAUUCAACUACGGCCAUUGAUCCUGAACUCGCUGUCGAUUUCACGACCCAAGAAACUAAAAAUGGCGAGUCCCUUGCAACACUGCGCAAGAUGAUUUUUGGACGACUAGAGCAUACGUCUACCCAGAUAGAUCCAGGAAAAUACCUCGCAAUCGAUUGCGAGAUGGUGGGCGUGGGCAUCGACGGCGAGGAGUCGUCGCUUGCGCGCGUUAGUAUUGUUAAUUAUUGGGGCGCAGUGCAGCUGGAUGAGUUCGUGAAGCAGAAGGAACGAGUUGUAGAUUAUCGGACCAAGUGGAGUGGGAUACGCCCCUCAGAUAUGGUCAAAGCUAAGCAAUUCGAGGAGGUGCAGAAAACAGUCGCGGCUUUGACCAAAGAUCGCAUCAUAGUGGGACAUGCCGUGCAUAAUGAUCUCAAGGUUCUACUACUAUCGCACCCGGGUCCAUGCAUACGAGACACGCAACACUUGGCGGCAAAGCACAAUGUAACCAGUAGCAAACGCCCUGCUCUUCGUAACCUCGUAAAACAAGAACUCGAUGUUGUUAUCCAGGGAGGGGAGCACUCCAGUGUCACAGACGCUAGGGCAACGAUGGCCGUGUUUCGGCUACACCGAAAAGAGUGGGAAAAGGGAUUCAGACCGUUGCCCGCACCUGGGGCUGGUGCAUCAAAUAAACGGAAACGUGUCGAGAGUAGUGAACCAGCUGCGCCUAUCCCACCAGGUAGAGGGAGGAAGGGCGUCAGUUCUGGACUUUCUACAAUAGUGAAACGGACACCGCAGACGAAAUCGAAAACUGCAGUCAAGACUAGUAAUAAUAAUUGGUGGACCACCUUGGGUGCCAGCGGCAUCGCAGGGAAGGGUUCCAUGAAACUGUAGCAUUAUCAUAGUUCGUCUUAUUAUCCACCACACAGGUUUCCCACCAAAUAUCGGUGGCUCGCUGCUUGAAAUUGACGAGCAAUUUGUUAGACAAUACUGGGUGCAGUACCAGCUGCGCCCUGUAUUCGUCUCCCCAAGCUGUGAGUGCCGACAAUUUCCUUAGUCUCCAAAGUUUGUAAUGCCGCC
Messenger RNA from Suillus subaureus, 1262 nucleotides. RefSeq names its product MipD protein. Gene Ontology annotation, cellular component: nucleus. NCBI's taxonomy places the organism in Eukaryota, Fungi, Basidiomycota, Agaricomycetes, Boletales, Suillaceae. Gene Ontology annotation, molecular function: 3'-5' exonuclease activity; nucleic acid binding. The transcript has 7 exons. The record is from RefSeq and is a predicted model, not a curated record. The coding region runs from base 39 to 1076 and encodes 345 amino acids. Gene Ontology annotation, biological process: rRNA processing.